AUGGAGAGCUGCCUGAGCCGUGGAGAGCGGCUUGAAUCGCUCGCAGCCGCCCAGGACAUGAGUGACGGAGUUCGCCUCAAGUUCAAGCUGCCCUUCCCAAUCAUCCUGGAGGACAAGAAUGAGGUGGCCCCGCCCCCGUUCGACGGACAGCCAAUCGCCGAGCCGCAGAUGGGUGAACCAGCCAAUGACGGCGAUUUGGAGGCGGGGCCUGGUGAUGUGAUCGUGUCAGCCGACGACACGGGAUUGGUCACGGUGACGUACGGCCAGGCUGACGGCGAAUCGGCAGAUGACCCCCGGCCUCCGGGCGCCACCUCCCCGGCCGUCAUCUGGGACGGAGACUCCGACCAGCAGAUCAUCAUAUUCAAGGAGGGGGAGGCACCUGUGGUCAGCGUGCUGGGGGACCUGGUGCCGCCGGUGCCGCCUUCGGUGCUGGCCGAGUCAGAGGUAACAAAGCAGGGCUACCAUUGGGGCAUGGAGACACCGCCGACCGAAGAGCGCCUCUUCUACUGCGACGUCUGCGACGCGUCCUUCACUUCCACCGACGGCCUGGCCGCGCACCGGCAGGGCCACGACCGGCUGCGGUUCCGCUGCGCCUUCUGCCCGGAGCGCUGCGCCACGACGGUGGCGCUCAGUCGGCACAUGAACGAGGCGCACGCGGCCCGGCUGCUGCCCUGCACCAGCUGCGAGAAGCGCUUCGCGUCACGCGCCGGCCUGGCGCAGCACGCCAAGCAGCACGAGGCGCGCCAGCACGGCUGCACGCAGUGUCCGCGCAGCUGA
Molecule: messenger RNA, 777 nt
Organism: Pollicipes pollicipes
Lineage: Eukaryota; Metazoa; Arthropoda; Thecostraca; Pollicipedomorpha; Pollicipedidae
Product: zinc finger protein 358
Exons: 7
Coding region: 1-777 (258 amino acids)
Biological process (GO): regulation of DNA-templated transcription
Molecular function (GO): RNA polymerase II cis-regulatory region sequence-specific DNA binding; DNA-binding transcription factor activity, RNA polymerase II-specific
Source: RefSeq, a predicted model, not a curated record